AAAGAAGGAGGAAAAAAAGAAAAAGAAAACUCACACAGGCAAAGGACGGUCAGAAAAGAGCGAGGGAAAGGUUGGGUAGAGAAAAGGAAAGCGAAAAGGCAAAUGAAAAAGGUGGAUACUAAAGCGGGAGCCCGAGAAAAAAUACAGAAACAACCGAUUUAAAUUUUAGACUUACUAGCCAUGCCACUCCACAAAUCGUCCCGGGCCCCUCGCCUGGACCCCACCAUGAUCUCUGCCCCCCUGGGGGACUUUCGCCACACCAUGCACAUCGGCAGGGGAGGCGACGCCUUUGGAGACACCUCCUUCCUCUCCACAUUAGGUCCCAGUCCGACCACUUCAGAGCUGGGGGGUUCUGGGAUCUUGCCAGCCGCCGACCCAGAAGUGGCAGUAAACCACAGCAACCUGCAGAAGGAUGUUCCUGAGAGUACGAAGCUUCAGCGCUCAGAGUCUCUGUCUUCCUUGACCAUGGAUCUGGAUCUGGAUCUGGAUUUUGAUCUGGGUCCGUCUAUUCUCGGGGACGUUUUAGGAGUGAUGGACAGUUUGUCGCUUGGCUCCAAUGGGGAGGACAUGCUGAGCCCAAAGUGCAACACAUCAGUGGUGGAUACAAAGCCAGUCAGGGGCAAUGUUGAGGAGUCAGUGAAUGGGAAUGGUUUGGAGGAAGACAGCAGGAUACCAGACGAGAACGGAUUGAAGUCCAGGGGGUUAAGACCAAAGGUGAGGUUUAGCGACAAGCGGGAGGAGAUCAUUCGCCAGCCAUCUGAAGAGGAGGAGGGUCAAACCUUUGACUUUCACUAUGAUGAGGAUAACCAGCUUGGGUCCCACAGUCCAGUGCGGGGCGACAGCGACAGGAGGAAGAGUCCGGCAGGAGAACCGCAGCUGGUUAACCACAAAGCAGAUUUGCCACCCAGUCCUGCCUCCUCACACAGCUCAGAAUCCGACGGAGUAACCGAACUGGACCGGAGGAGGUCAGAGAGCGGCCACUCAGAGACUGAUUCAGAGGAGGAGGAUGAGGAAGGACGGGGCUACUCGUUUGAAGACGAGUCCGAUGAUGAAAUUGGUCUAUAGGGGACAGGUAUCCACUUUUCAUGCGAACGAUAUGAAUAUACAGUUGAAACCAGAUGUUUACAUAAACAAUAUUAAACCACACAUAACCUUUUUGUUCCUCACUGUCUGAAAUUGAAUCAAACUAAACUUUUUCCUGUUUUGAUAGCAAUAGCUGAUGAUGUUAAAAGACCAUCUAAAGAUUAUGGCUGAAGAUGGUUAAAAAGUGUUAUUACAAGGAAAACAGUGUUUUCUUUUUUUUUUUUUUUUUAUAGGAAGGUUGAAAAACCAAUCAGUGAGGAAGGACCCAUUACCUUAGAGCAUUACACUCACCUAGACUGUAGUUUGUAGAAAAGCUCUCAGGGACAGAGACCUUGUUUUUUUUUUUUUAUGAAUGUCUGAUGGUCUGGUGAGACUAAAAGUGAAGUGUUAAGCCUUAACGAACAUUAUCACAUUUGAUGAAAGAAGGGGCAAGCUUGAAGUACGAAGGUGGUAGUAACAUGUUGUUAGAGGGGUUUGCUGGAGGAGGAACUGGUGCUUUUUUUAAAAAUAGAUGGAGAAAAGUACAUCAUCUUAAGCCAGAAGGUUAAAGCUUGACUUCCAGGUGAACAAUUGCCCAAACAACCAUCAUAUACCUAAAAAAAUUGGGGUUAAAGACAAAAAAGUAAAGGAGUGGGAAUCACAAAGCCCUGAUCUGAGUCCCAGAGAAUAUUUAUGGGUAGUGCUGAAAAGGUGCGUGAGCAAAACAGCCUCCAACCCAGACUCAGGCCAGUUUUCUCUGGCAGAAAAUCCAAAGAAAAUGUCUUCUAGUGAUACCUAAAACAGCUGACCCUAGUUAUACAGCCCAAACUGCAAAUCCACCAAACGUUUAAGAAAUGAAGUAGAAAAAAAGUCUUGUAUAAAGGGAACAGAAAUAACUUUUGUUUUCCAAAGUUAAUAAAAAAAAGUUUGGUCUGAUUUAAUGUCAGGCAGUAAGUAAACAAAACAAAAAAAAGAUCCCAUCUUUUUAUACAGUGAAUGAAUCCGGUUUCAACUGUAUUCACAUUUUCCUCAAUUCACCACUUUACAACUCAAUGGGAGGCCUAAACAGAAUCAAUCUGAAUGUAAAGCUAAAAUAAAUCAACGUAAGGUGUACAGUAAACAUUCAACUGGAAAUUUUGAUUUAUUUUGUCAACAAGGGUAACAUGACUUUGUAUCAUCUGCUCACUCAAACAGUGAAAGGUUUGUAGCACUUUGAACCACUUCUUUCAGAUGGAAACUUUGCUGUCAGACUCCAGCUCUAUGGAAAGUCUGAUUCAGGAUAAACGGAUCAGGUUUUAAUCACUAAAUCUACUCUUUUAUAUUCGAUCUAUCGAUCUUUUACCUAUAUGUGCCUUAAAGGGACUUGUAUCCUUUGCCUUAUUGUAUUCAGUACUGAGCUAUAUCAAUGUCUUAUUUGUUUUGCAUCGCUGGUUUAGAUCAGCCUCCUUGCCUUUAGCCUUUUAGCCCACAGAGGCGGUGUUGAUAAUGAGUUACUGUGAAUUUGUCACAUUCCAUAUCUGGCAAUGUGAGGCUCACUGGUUCUGACCAAAACCACAUCUGAGGUGGUUUUAUUUUUAAACUUCCCAAAUCUGUCCUUCAGGCUGAACGGAUUGUUUUUAUUUUUUUCCUAGAAAAAAACAAUCAUGGGAUUUUAAAUGUCUCUCAUAAAUCAAAGUGUAUUUUUGUACUUUUUGCUUGUGUAAUGUUCUUUGCUUUGAUAAUUGUUGCAAAAUGCUGUAAAAGGGAGAUACCAUUUUACCCUUCUGCUGAAAAUGCUGGUUAAAACCUCGAAUGUUACCCUGUGGUUUAAUAAACAUUACAGUAAAAAACAAAAAACAAAGUUAUUAUUGGCACCAGCUUUGACUGCCUUUCUGUUGCAAGGCUUGGGUAAUAUGAGGAUCUGGGAUGUGGCUCAAGCCACUCUGCAUUUCAUUAGCCGUCUACUAUUUUAAUUAGGCGCUUAGACUGGGCCGGUUACAUACCAAGUUUCCUGCAGAGGUGCCACAAGAACGUUACACCCAGGGCUUGUGAAAUAUUACCUCUAAUUAAAAUGUUAUAUUCCUUUAUUCCAGUCCCUGAUUACCCAGAUCAGUUAGUAAUUUCCACAAAUCCCAAUACACUGCACAAUCAUUUCACGUUGUCUCGUUUUUGUUUUUUUAAUCCAGAUCCAUACCAUUUUCUUUUUUGUCACAUUGCAACCACAAACCUCAGGGUGUUCUAUUGAGAUUAUGUGUAGUGUUUAAAAGAACACAAAGUAGAGGGUAGGUGGAAAGGAGAGCUGUAAUUAGAGAGGUUUGGUAACUGUGGAGGAGCUACAGAGAUCCACCGCUCAGGUUAGGUGAUUGGUUAAUC
Molecule: messenger RNA, 3414 nt
Organism: Cyprinodon variegatus (sheepshead minnow)
Lineage: Eukaryota; Metazoa; Chordata; Actinopteri; Cyprinodontiformes; Cyprinodontidae
Gene: cdc42ep5
Product: CDC42 effector protein 5
Exons: 2
Coding region: 181-1065 (294 amino acids)
Source: RefSeq, a predicted model, not a curated record